AGCAGACAUGGACCAGCUGAACCUGACCUCUGCUAACUUCAGCAUCUCCUCAACAGCAGGACCUCCAUUUUCAAUUUCUGGUUUGAGGACUCUUGCCCCAGUAGGACUCAUGUCCCUGUGCUUCCUUGUGGGAAUUCCUGGAAAUAUAACAGUUUUAAUCCUUAGACCAAACUGGCAGAAGCUGUCCAGACUGACCCAGUGUCUGAUGAUGAACCUGGCCAUGUCCGACCUGCUGUGCUUGGCCACUCUUCCUAUUUGGAUCUAUGCUGUACUUUAUGACUGGGCUCUGGGCGUCGCCACCUGUAAGAUUGUUGGAUUUGUGGUACACUGUAGUCUCUCGAGCAGUGUCCUGACAAUUACUGCUCUGAGCGUCCACCGCUACAUGCAGGUCGUGCAUCCACAGAGAUGUCGCCAGUUCAAGAAGAGAUUUCUUACUGUGAUGUGGAUCAUAUCAAUGGUCCUUUCCGUUCAAACUUUAAUGGCUCGUCAAAUCAUCAAAGACCAGCAUCAGAUCAGCUGUUUUAUAAAAUACAACUCUACACAACAUGUGGCUAUGUUACUCACUGAAUGCUUUUUUGGAUUCAGCUCAUUCACCAUUACUGCAUGUGCAUAUAUUUUAAUGAACAGAAAGCUAAACCAAGCAGUAUUUUUCAACAAUUCAUCUGUCUUUAAACUUGUCACCACUAUCAUAGUGGCAUUUUUUGUAUGCUCAAUGCCAUACUUGGUUUUUAAUCUUGUGAUUGCUGGGGGCAUUUUAAGCAACAACCUGAAGAUUGUUAAAUUUUAUCCAACUGGCUUAAACUUUUUUGGAGGUUUAACAUUUAUUAACAGUAGCAUAAAUCCACUUCUCUAUGCUUUUGCAGGUGGCUUAUGUCGUAAAAAUACAACCCUCCAAAGCACACCAGUUUCUGAUUUGAAAUAGAUAAUUGUGUAAUAUUUCAGUGUUCUUUUUUUAGUUACCAUUGUAAAUUUAUUUUUAAAAUGUAUUAUUUUAUCUGAGACUGUCACA
Boleophthalmus pectinirostris (great blue-spotted mudskipper) is the source of this 1009-nucleotide messenger RNA. Its product is annotated as type-1 angiotensin II receptor A-like. Gene Ontology annotation, biological process: immune response; G protein-coupled receptor signaling pathway. Gene Ontology annotation, cellular component: membrane. The transcript has a single exon. The record is from RefSeq and is a predicted model, not a curated record. Lineage: Eukaryota; Metazoa; Chordata; Actinopteri; Gobiiformes; Gobiidae. Bases 8 to 922 code for a protein of 304 amino acids. Gene Ontology annotation, molecular function: G protein-coupled receptor activity.